AUGAAGUCGCUCUCCGUCCUGACCACUCUGGCCGUUGCUGCUCUUGUGAGCGCUGCUCCCCAGAAGUUCCAGCUCUCGAACAGCACAGACGUUACGUGGAACCCAGCUCCGUCAGAUCAGAGCACCUGCGAGCCCUCGAGCUUCUCCCAAGGUCCGAUUCCCAAUGCCGCCGACUGGCGCGUCUGUGCCGCCCUCCUGAGUGCGUGGGCUAGCGAGAACGGAACCUUUAGCAUUCGCGACGCCUCGGGCAGUGCCUGGAUCCCCGUCCUCAAGUCGGAAGGCUGCACCUUGGGCGUCAAGGCUUCGGAGCAGGGUCAAGGACCCUACAUCGUGGGAGACGAGGAUGUCAAAGCAAUCUUCAACAUCGCGCUCGAGUACUACUCGGAGGGAACCGACCUCUCCGUCGAGGGCAACGUCAAGUGCGAUGUUGCUGAUGGCGGCCGAGCGGGUCUUAACUGGCAAAUCUACCGCCAGUAA
Molecule: messenger RNA, 477 nt
Organism: Trichoderma reesei QM6a
Lineage: Eukaryota; Fungi; Ascomycota; Sordariomycetes; Hypocreales; Hypocreaceae
Exons: 1
Coding region: 1-477 (158 amino acids)
Source: RefSeq, a predicted model, not a curated record